This is a messenger RNA of Hydra vulgaris (swiftwater hydra), 2076 nucleotides long. Its product is annotated as Golgi pH regulator. NCBI's taxonomy places the organism in Eukaryota, Metazoa, Cnidaria, Hydrozoa, Anthoathecata, Hydridae. Gene Ontology annotation, cellular component: membrane. The record is from RefSeq and is a predicted model, not a curated record.
GAAAUUUCAAUAUUUUAAAAAUAGUUUAAUAAUCUAAAUUUAAAAUCUAAAAACGUUCUUUUAUGGAUAAAACUAGCAGGAUCAUCAGGAAGUAGAAGCUCGAGUUAGAUAAAGUUUUACUACUAAUUUACUACUGCAUCAGUUUUUUAAAACAUCAGUUCUAAAACAAAGUUGUGACCAAUGGAAUAAAAAAUGUCUUUUUUAUUUGAUUCAAUUGUUGUAUUUGGUUCAGAAAUUCUCUUUUUUUGUUUUGGUUGGGUGUUCUUUAUGCGACAGCUGUUUAAAAAUUAUGAGAUUCGUCAUAUUGUUGUUCAGCUAGUUUUCUCUGUAACAUUUUCACUAUCUUGUAUGAUGUUUGAGUUAAUAAUAUUUGAAAUUCUUGGAUACCUUUUACCAAGCUCUCGGUUGUUCCAUUGGAAACUUUUAAUAUAUUGUAUGCUUCUUGUUCUUGUUUUUAUGAUCCCUUUUUACAUUGGCUAUUUUUUUUUCCUAAAUUUAUAUUGGGUGCCUCGAAUUUUUCAACGGUUAUUAACAUUUGUCUAUUGGUUUGGAUUUUUUUAUGUUUUCUGGAAACUACGAAACCCAUUUCCUAUUUUAAGUGCAAACCAUGGUAUGUUUUCUAUUGAACAAGGUGUAAGCCGUGUAGGAGUAAUUGGCGUCACACUUAUGGCUAUAUUAUCUGGAUUCGGUGCAGUCAAUUGUCCUUACACCUACAUGUCCUACUUUAUGCGUCAUGUUACUGAUGCAGAUAUAGCUGUUGUAGAAAGAAGAUUAAUGCAAACAAUUGAAUUAAUAAUUGCAAAGAAGAAGCGCAUUAGUUUAUCACUUAGAAAGCAAUUUCAAAAGCAAGAUAAAUCUAAAGAGAAAAGCUUUUGGAACUUAUUUAGCAGUAUUAGUCCAAGCAAAGAUUAUGAAAAUACUAGCAUACUAAAAAAUGAAGUAUCUUGUUUAGAAGAGCUGAGUCAGCAACUCUAUAUUGAAGCAAUUGAUCUACAUAACACGAAACAACGUCUCAUUUUCUCCAAGACGCUUCAAGGUCGCUAUUUUGAUUUUUUAGGUCACAUUUUUUCAAUAUACUGUAUAUGGAAAAUUUUUAUAUCUUCUGUUAACAUAAUUUUUGAUCGAGUUGGUAAAAUUGACCCUGUUACACGUAGCAUUGAAAUAUCAGUACAUUACUUGGGAAUUGAGUUUGACGUAGCUUUUUGGUCGCAGCAAAUUUCAUUUCUUUUAGUUGGUAUUUUAAUUGUUACUUCUAUUCGAGGUUUACUUAUUACAUUAACCAAAUUUUUUUAUGCGUUGUCAAGUAAUAAAUCUUCCAAUAUUAUUGUGCUGGUGCUAGCUGAAAUUAUGGGAAUGUAUUUUGUAUCGUCAGUUUUACUUAUGCGUAUGAAUAUGCCACCACAAUACCGAGAGAUUAUUUCACUAGUGCUUGGAGAUCUGCAGUUUAACUUUUAUCAUAGAUGGUUUGACGUUAUAUUCUUGGUCAGUGCUUUAGCGAGUAUAGUGGUGUUAUAUGUGGCUCAUAAGCAAGCUCCUGAAAAACAAAUUCAUAGUUACAAUUCAUAGCGUUUAAUUUUUUAUCAAUUUCAACAAUAGAUAUAAAAAAUAAUAGAUUUAUAAAAUUAAAUUUUAAUGAAAGAAACAUAAUUUUAAAUAAAAAGCAUUUUUUUUUUCUUAUUUGCUUUGUUUUUUUUCCGUUUCGUUGUUUCCGCUAUUUAAAGAUAUCUUUGUAGUUGUAGUAUUUAAGCGGAAAUGCGAAGUAACUUAUUUUGUUUUUGCGCACUUGGUUUGUUUUUUGCGCAUGGACCAUUGAAUUAAUAAUCCAUGAAAUUUUUUAACAUUUAACAUAAAAAUAAAUUAAAAUUAUUUUUAUAAUUUUUUAUUUCACAUGAGAUUUUCAUUAUGUCAUUAUGUUGAGUCAAAGUUUUUCACUUUUAUGUUUUUUUUUUAAUAUUUAUAGUUUUAUUUACGAUCAAUUUUUAUCAAAUUGAUAUAAAAGAUGACUAGUUUUGUAUGUAAGUUUUCAUUAAUUUUUAAAAUAAAAGAGUGUAACUUCCAUUUCGGAAAUUUUGGGCA